UGAUAAUCUGCCCUGGGCUUUGAUUGGGUCAAAAAAAUUGUUCUCUUGCUCUUCAGAUGAUUGGGAAAGUCAAAAUAAUGAUUAAAAUGAGUUUGUUAUUUAAUUUAUGACGGCUAAAUUGAGAAGUUGGCUGGAUUCUAUUUUUUAAAAUCAAUUUUUGGAACUUGAAGUGUGAAAGCAAAAGAUAAUAUAGCCUAAAUUCAGGAGGACUAGUAUUCUUAAAAGAAGUGAUCAUGUUUAAAAGGUUUGUAAAUUGCAAAUAGAAAUGAUUGUUAUGGACACGUUCUAAUCAUGUCAUUCUUACGUGAGAAUAUGCAUACAUAUUUUUAUUCAUGUCAAUGAUAUAUAAAAGUAAAUUAUUCUUCAACCUUAGCUUAGGUUUCCAGGUGAAUCAGUGACUUGUUUUUGGUAUAAGGAUAAAAAAUUCUUACGCCAUUUUCAAAUUUAAAAAACAAAUGUAAGUUUGACUUUGUAAAAAGUGUACCAUUUUAGAAUUCAAGAAUUAAAUAAAACCAUAAUAAAAAAGAGGAACAUUAUUUUUCUAAUUUUAUAUAUCAAUCAAUCCUAAUUUAUUUGUUUGGAGCAGAAUUUAACUCAAUUCACAUUGUGUCAAACUAAAAAAUAAACAAGAAUUUAACUCAAUUGUAACAACAAGUUUGACGGUGUAAUUGGGAAAACUUGAAGAGAAGAGGAGAAAUCAAGGAUGUGAUAUUGUGAAAGGGACGGGAGAGUAAGAGUAAAAGGGGGGAAGUUAGUGGCGUGACUGAACCGUUUGCCACCACCUCUCAAAGAGACGCUUUUGAAAUUUCAACGCAGAUCUUUUUUUGUUUUGAUUUUGGAAAAAGGAUGGCCAUGGAGCAUCAAAUCAAAAAUGGAGGUAGUUUUCAAUUUUCAUGGUGGCCCAUCUUCUUGGAUUUUUGAAUUAUCAUUAUCUAACACACAUGGAAACAUGGAGUUUCUUUAAUUUCUAGCUUUGAGUUAUUCAAACGUUGAACUCUUUCGUUGACUGUUGAAGCAAAGCUGGAUGAGAGAGAUGUUGAAGAUUGAGGAACACUCUCUUCUUCUUCCUUAUAUCUUUUUAUUCUGUCUUUUGACCUUCCCCUUCUUCCCCCAAUUUUUUUCCCAUCUCAUUCUUCCUCCCUGUCCUUGUUAUCAUCAUGGGAAUCUGCUGCGCUAAACCUGCUAAGCUUGCUCAUGCUUCUUCCAGCAUUAUUUCUGGAACGGAUAACAAAAAUAGUAAGUCCAACGUGGAAUCGAUCAAUUGUAAUUCGAAAACUGUAAAUUUUACCUCGAGUGCGCCUGUCAUCAAACCGAAAUUCGAUGUGUCCGGUGCCUCUGCUCUCAAAUCUUUUAGCUUCAUUGAUCUCAAGAAUGCUACCAAGAACUUCCGUAGUGAAAGUUUACUUGGUGAGGGAGGAUUUGGAUGCGUGUUUAAAGGAUGGAUCGAUGAGCACUCUUAUCUUCCUACUAAACCUGGAACUGGAAUUGUAGUGGCUGUCAAGAAACUCAAGCGAGAGAGCCUUCAAGGCUACAAAGAAUGGCUUGCAGAAGUAAAUUAUCUGGGCCAGCUUCGCCAUGAAAAUCUCGUCAGGCUCAUUGGUUAUUGCUCUGAAUCUGAUAACAGACUUCUAGUUUAUGAGUAUAUGCCAAAGGGAAGUCUGGAAAAUCACUUGUUUAGAAAAGGUGUUACCCCAAUUUCUUGGCGUGUUCGAAUGGAUAUCGCAGUUGACGUGGCACGGGGAUUGGCAUUCUUACACAGUUCCGAACCUAAUGUGAUAUAUCGUGAUUUGAAGGCUUCCAACAUUCUGCUUGACUCAGAAUUCAAUGCGAAACUAUCAGAUUUUGGCUUAGCAAGAGAAGGGCCUACGGGAGAUAAGACUCAUGUUUCUACCCGGGUGAUGGGAACUCGAGGCUAUGCCGCCCCUGAAUAUGUAGCAACAGGUCACUUAACUCCGAAGAGCGAUGUAUACAGCUUUGGUGUUGUUUUACUAGAACUUCUCUCAGGCAAGCGUGCACUAGACCACGAGAAAGUUGGGAGAGUUGAAGAGACCCUUGUAGAUUGGGGCAAACCACUCCUAAGCGAUGGUAAGCGAAUGUUGAGGAUUAUGGAUACAAGGAUGGGCGGUCAAUAUUCGAGAAAAGAAGCUCAAGCUGCAGCUUCGCUUGCACUGAAUUGUCUCCAUACAGAUCCAAAAAACAGGCCAUCUAUGGCCGAAGUUCUUGACGAAUUGGAACGACUACACACUGCAAAGGAUAUUCUGGGGACCCCAAAUGCUCAUGCCAUCAGACGAACUCCACCUUCUAGAUUUCAAUCAUAAUUUGUUUCGAAUUGUUUCACCUGCCAACAAACGCACGUCUUACCUACUACACAAGAUGUUCGAUGUACAAGUUUUGUGGAUAUUUCAAGUAGAAUAUACACCCUAGAAAAUGUAAUCAACACUUACAUUUAUAUAUAGACCUUUCAAGUCUCCA
Molecule: messenger RNA, 2472 nt
Organism: Cucumis sativus (cucumber)
Lineage: Eukaryota; Viridiplantae; Streptophyta; Magnoliopsida; Cucurbitales; Cucurbitaceae
Product: probable serine/threonine-protein kinase PBL3
Exons: 6
Coding region: 1158-2318 (386 amino acids)
Biological process (GO): protein phosphorylation
Molecular function (GO): ATP binding; protein kinase activity
Source: RefSeq, a predicted model, not a curated record